AUGCUUGAAGCGUACGAGGAAGAAAUGAAGCUCUUCGACAAGCUGUCUGGACAUCAGAAUUAUCCGAAGCAUCUUAUCGAACUCCGAUUCAGCUACUUCUAUGCCGGUCGUUACUUCCUUGCGUUUCCUUGGGCUGAUGGAAACCUCCAAGAAUUCUGGGCGAAAGUCCCAAGGUUCAGCCCGUGUGUCAAGAGUGAUGCUGUUUGGCUUUUGACACAGGUCAUUGGCCUGGUACGGGCUUUGCAGAAGAUCCACUAUGUCAUCAGCAUAUCGUCGAAAACAGAUGAGCUCUCAGAUGUAUCGAACAACAAGAAGGACAGCCAGGUGUGGGGAAGACAUGGAGAUCUCAAGCCCGAGAACAUUCUUUGGCUCCAAACGCAUGACAACAUGCAAAACUUUCUGUACCACCUGAUGGCAUUUCUGGAUAUUCUGGCACAUACAGACCUCCAGAGAUUGAUCUAA
This is a messenger RNA of Colletotrichum chrysophilum, 462 nucleotides long. RefSeq lists its product as uncharacterized. Lineage: Eukaryota; Fungi; Ascomycota; Sordariomycetes; Glomerellales; Glomerellaceae. Bases 1 to 462 code for a protein of 153 amino acids. The transcript is spliced from 2 exons. The record is from RefSeq and is a predicted model, not a curated record. Gene Ontology annotation, biological process: peptidyl-threonine phosphorylation; peptidyl-serine phosphorylation. Gene Ontology annotation, molecular function: protein serine/threonine kinase activity.